Molecule: messenger RNA, 531 nt
Organism: Ricinus communis (castor bean)
Lineage: Eukaryota; Viridiplantae; Streptophyta; Magnoliopsida; Malpighiales; Euphorbiaceae
Exons: 4
Coding region: 1-531 (176 amino acids)
Source: RefSeq, a predicted model, not a curated record
AUGGUGUGGGAAGCUCCCGUAGUGGAGGUGUUUAUGGUUGGCCGGAGCGAAAUAAUAAGCACAAUACCUGGAAGGCUAAUUCCAGGUGGGGGAACUUUGAGGCAUAACAGUGCUAUGAAUCAGUUUCUAGAAGUGGUGGAAGAGUGUGCUUUAGUUGAUUUGGGUUAUUGCGGCCGCAAAAUCACAUGGACAAAUGGCCAAAGGGGUGUGAACAAUAUAGGAGAACGAUUGGAUAGAGCAUUGGCAAAUGAAAAGUGGUGUUUGUCCUUUUCAUUCUUUCGGGUGCAACAUUUAGUCCGUAUGAAAUCUAACCACUCUCCAGUGCUAUUGAAUUUUGAAGUUGAGAGAAGCAACGUCAAGGAUGGGUGGACUGGCCAAACUUUUGGGGAAAAAGUGCAAACAUGUGGAGAUAAUUUAGUGCAGUGGGAUCGAGUGGCUUUUGGUAGUGUGAAGCGAAAACUAGAUAUUUUAAGGAGGAAAUUGGAGAAGGUCCAACAAAGGGAGCAUUCAGACUCGAAUUUGUCAGAAUAG